Molecule: messenger RNA, 441 nt
Organism: Cucumis melo (muskmelon)
Lineage: Eukaryota; Viridiplantae; Streptophyta; Magnoliopsida; Cucurbitales; Cucurbitaceae
Exons: 1
Coding region: 1-441 (146 amino acids)
Source: RefSeq, a predicted model, not a curated record
AUGAUUGUUACAAUCGAUGACUCUCAAGCCAUAUCUGAUCAGCAAUGUUACCUAGGUAAGCAUUUUGAGAUGAAAGACUUAGGAAAUCUCAACUAUUUUCUUGGUCUUGAGCUCUUCUCAUCACCUAGUGGUUACUAUUUAUCUCAAGCAAAAUAUGCAUCUGACCUCCUCAAUCGAUCUGGUAUUACUGAUUCUGCCACUUUCUCAACACCUCUGGAUCCAAAUGUGCGUCUCACUUCUGUUGAUGGUGUUCCCCUUGACAAUCCCACUUUGUAUAGGCAACUUGUUGGCAGCCUAAUUUACUUAACUAUGACUCGUCCAGAUAUUGCAUAUCCAGUUCAUAUUGUUAGUCAGUUCAUGGCUGCCCCUUGUACAAUUCACUUCACCGUCGUCCUUCGCAUUCUUCGCUACAUCAAAGGUACUUUUGGUCAUGGUCUAUAG